Messenger RNA from Geodia barretti, 2382 nucleotides. The record is from the annotation of a GenBank genome assembly. NCBI's taxonomy places the organism in Eukaryota, Metazoa, Porifera, Demospongiae, Tetractinellida, Geodiidae.
UUUUGAAGAAAAGUGGGCGGGGCUACUGCACCAGAGAAAGGGAAAUGUCGUCGGUGAGCAUGAGAGUGGCUCGUUGGCUGACUAACCAAUGGAGAGGCGCAUCAGCCCUGACCUUGCCACAACAGUCUCUGCACCGUCCACCCCCUCUCUCACGACCACUGAGUUCAAGAGCAGGCGUCAGCUACCCCCUGCAGCUGUCGUCCGUGAGCGAGAGCCACGCGUCUCUGUACGAAGAGAGUCUGAAGCACCCCGAGCAGUUCUGGGGCGACCUGGCCAGUAGGAGACUCCGCUGGACCAAGAAGUUUGACCAGGUCAUGGACUGCGACAUGAGAAACGGCCAGUUCAAGUGGUUCCUCGGCGGAAGCCUCAAUGUCUCAGAGAAUUGUGUGGACCGACAUGCAGAGGAGGACCCUGACAGAGUGGCAAUCAUUUGGGAGAGAGAUGAGCCUGGGGACACCCAGUUCAUCACAUACAGUCAACUGUUGGAGAGCACGAGUCGUAUUGCCAAUGUGUUGAAGAGAGAGGGAGUGAAGAAAGGCGACAUAGUGGCCAUCUAUAUGCCAGCCUCUCCUCUCCUGGCAGCCACCAUGCUGGCCUGCGCUAGGAUCGGAGCCAUUCACAGUGUGGUGUUUGCCGGAUUCAGUGCCGAGGCACUCAAAAGCAGGAUUCUGGACGCCUCCGCGAGUGUGGUGGUGACAGCAGACGAGGCAGUUCGUGGAGGGAAGACCAUUCCUCUGAAGAGUAUAGUGGACGAGGCUGUGGGAGGCUGUCAGUGUGUCCAGAGAGUGUUGGUGUCUCAGAGGACCGGAGCCCAUGUACCCAUGACCCCCAGAGACCUUCAGCUUGAGCAGGCAAUGUCGGAGGUGUCAGACUCGUGUGCCCCAGAGCCUCUGGACAGUGAGGACCCUCUGUUCAUGCUCUACACCUCAGGCUCCACUGGGAAGCCAAAGGGCAUUCUCCACACUCAGGCUGGCUACCUCCUCUAUGCCUCCAUCACACAACAGUAUGUGUUUGACUAUCGACCUGGAGAUGUGUAUGCCUGUGUGGCUGACAUUGGCUGGAUCACUGGUCACUCCUACGUCGUCUAUGGUCCUCUCUGCAACGGAGCUACCACCGUCCUAUUUGAGAGUAUACCCACCUACCCUGACCCUGGUCGUUACUGGGAGAUGGUGGAGCGACUGGGAGUGAGGCAGUUCUAUGGGGCCCCCACAGCCCUCAGACUCCUCCUCAAGGCUGGGGACCACCACGUACACAAGUACGACAGAUCCUCUCUCGCCACUCUCGGCUGUGUGGGGGAGCCCCUGAAUGACGAGGCGUGGGUGUGGUACCACAGUGUGGUGGGCGAGGGGCGCUGCACCGUAGUCGACACCUGGUGGCAAACAGAGACUGGAGGGAUAUCUAUAGCCCCGCGACCCUCCCCCGAUGACUCCACCCCCAAACCUGGCUUCCCCAUGAGACCUUUCUUUGGCAUACAGCCUGUACUGGUCGACGAUCAGGGUAAUGAACUACAUGGUCCCAAUGUGUCCGGGAACCUGUGCAUCCGUCACCCCUGGCCUGGGAUGGCUCGCUCCAUAUAUGGAGACCACGGGAGGUUCAUGGACACCUACUAUAGACCUUAUCCCGGGCUGUAUUUCAGUGGAGAUGGUGCGAGGAGAGACGGUGAGGGACACUAUCAGAUCACCGGCAGAGUCGAUGAUGUCAUCAACGUGAAGGGUCACCGCAUCGGAACUGCUGAGUUAGAGAGCUGCCUGGAUCAUGAUCCACGAGUGGCUGAAACAGCAGUGGUAGGAUUUCCCCAUGAUAUCCACGGAGAAGGUAUCUAUGGCUACGUAAUUCUGAAAGACGGAGUCUGUGAGUCUGACGAGGAGGUGAUUAAGGGGCUCAGAAACAUUGUGAGGAUGCAGAUUGGAGGCUUUGCUGUUCCUGAAAUACUAAUGAUAGUUCCAGGUCUGCCCAAGACUCGCUCCGGGAAGAUAAUGCGUCGUAUUCUGAGGAAGAUAGCAGCUGACAGACAUGAUGAGUUGGGAGAUGUCUCCACUCUCGCUGACCCCUCCGUCGUAGAGAAGAUUGUCCAGGGACACACGAAGAGGAACAACAACUAAUUGUAUUUUUGACAUGAUAUUUUUUUGUAGGGCAGUUGGAGUUAUCCUAUGGUCAUACCCAAAAUGCACAUGCCUACCUAGCUAUAUAGCAUCAUAGAUGUAUGGGGGGAGUUUUGUUCAUCUUCUUAAACCAGCAUAACUCAAAAACUGAUUUUGUAGGAAUGUAUAUAUUUAUAACCACAUGUGCAACGUCAUACUUUAUUGUUUGUAAACAACAACAAAAUUGCCCCAUGCGAUACAUUAUAAUGGGCAUACUACAUGUGUCAGCGUAACUCACAAU